Messenger RNA from Hypomesus transpacificus, 4303 nucleotides. RefSeq names its product cytohesin 1a (gene cyth1a). Gene Ontology annotation, biological process: regulation of ARF protein signal transduction. The record is from RefSeq and is a predicted model, not a curated record. The transcript has 13 exons. Bases 478 to 1581 code for a protein of 367 amino acids. NCBI's taxonomy places the organism in Eukaryota, Metazoa, Chordata, Actinopteri, Osmeriformes, Osmeridae. Gene Ontology annotation, molecular function: guanyl-nucleotide exchange factor activity.
AAAGGAGAGAGCGAGAGCUAGGGAGAGAGAGGGGCAGUGAGUAAGGGAUCUCUCCAGAUGGACUGUGACGGAGUGUUAGGACUGGAGCAGGCUGUGGAGACUGAGUGUCUUUUAUAGUAGGGUUAGGCACAGCCUCUGUCUCUCUCUCUCUCUCUCUCUCUCUCUCUCUCUCUCUCUCUCUCUCUCUCUCUCUCUCUCUCUCUCUCUGUCUCUCUCUGUCUCUCCACCUACCAUGUGGAUAUCUGGCUUAUUAGUAUUUUCCUGGAAUAGCUGACAGAAGCAAGGACUAUGACAUCCUUCAUCUCUGGAAAAAAAGUGAUUUGAAGGGAGGAGAGGGGGAGGAGAGGAGGAGGAAAAGGAGCGUUCCUGAAGAGACCAGAGCUGGUAGUUUCCAGAAUUUCGGUCUCAGUCCCAGACGAUCUCACUCCGGAGGAGCAGCAGGAGUUGGAGAACAUCCGCCGGCGCAAGCAGGAGUUGAUGGAGGACAUUCAGCGGCUGAAGAAUGAGAUAGCAGAAGUGACCAGUGAGAUUGAGAACCUGGGCUCCACUGAGGAGAGGAAAAACAUGCAGAGGAACAAACAGGUGGCCAUGGGCCGGAAGAAAUUUAACAUGGACCCGAAGAAGGGGAUCCAGUUCCUGAUUGAGAAUGACCUACUGAAGAACACCAGCGAUGACAUCGCCCAGUUCCUGUAUAAGGGGGAGGGGCUUAACAAGACCGCCAUUGGCGACUACCUUGGGGAGAGAGAUGACUUCAAUAUCGAGGUCCUCCACGCCUUUGUGGAGCUUCACGAGUUCACAGACCUGAACCUGGUGCAGGCCCUCAGACAGUUCCUCUGGAGCUUCCGCUUGCCAGGUGAGGCUCAGAAGAUCGACCGCAUGAUGGAGGCCUUUGCUCAGCGCUACUGCCAGUGCAACCCUGGGGUCUUCCAGUCCACGGACACCUGUUACAUCCUGUCGUUUGCCAUCAUCAUGCUGAACACCAGCCUGCACAACCCCAACGUGAAGGACAAGCCCCCGGUGGAGCGCUUCAUCUCCAUGAACAGAGGCAUUAACGACGGAGGAGACCUGCCCGAAGACCUGCUCAGGAACCUGUAUGACAGCAUCAAGAACGAACCGUUCAAAAUCCCAGAAGACGACGGGAACGACCUCACACACACCUUCUUCAACCCGGACAGAGAGGGCUGGCUGCUGAAGCUGGGAGGUGGACGCGUCAAGACCUGGAAGAGACGCUGGUUCAUUCUCACGGACAACUGUCUCUACUACUUUGAGUACACCACUGACAAAGAGCCUCGAGGCAUCAUUCCUCUGGAGAACUUGAGCAUCAGAGAGGUGGAGGACAAGAAGCCUAACUGCUUUGAGCUCUUCAUCCCAGACAACAAGGACCAGGUGAUCAAAGCCUGCAAGACCGAGGCCGAUGGACGGGUCGUCGAGGGCAACCACAGCGUCUACCGCAUCUCUGCCCCCACCCUGGAGGAGAAGGAUGACUGGAUGAACAGCAUCAAAGCGGCCAUCAGCAGGGAUCCCUUCUAUGAUAUGCUGGCUGCCAGGAAGAAGAAGGUCUCGUCCAUGAAGAGGCACUAGAGAUAAACACCACUCCCGUCUCGCACUUGACAGAUAGGGGCCGGGGGGAGGACGCCCACUAGCCUGGCUCCUCUGGGGUCUCCCCUCCCCCCCUCCCCCCUCAUUACCGCAGAGGCUCCCAGGGAUGUCUUGCUCUUGCUUUGGGACACUACACAGGCUAUAGUACAGGCAGCAUGCUGAAUCUCGACAUAGAACCAGGCUCCAAACCCCUAAAGCCUCCUGCUCGCUGUAUGAAUGUUCACACUCGACCCUUUUUCUGUGUGAGCCCCCAGCCCUCAAAGAGACCCUUUUCUCAUGCUUUACCGGCAACACACACACACACAUGCAUACACACACUCGUAUAGCUACAUAUACACCAUUGAAACUCAGCAGGUCUGACAGUGUGUCAUCCCAACCAAAAUAAUCUUACUAGCUUUUGGAAAGAAAACUGAGCUUUUCUUGUGUACUUUCAUUUUUAGGGUAAUAUGUGUCUAUUUUUCCAGCUUUUACUGUUUGUCCUCUCAGUCCUCCACUCUUUGUUUGCUUUUUAAGGACCUUUUGAGAAAACUGAGGGGAAAUAGAGGUUUAAUUUGCCAACUUUGUUUGUGAUUUUGUAGAAAAGUGGUGAAAAAAAACUACUAAAAUAUUUCAAAGUUGCCUCUCAGGAGAUUGUUACGAUGUUCUGUAUCAGGAAAGAUGGGAGUUCCAGUCAAAACCUUCACUCAGUACCCUUGUCUUAUUUCUGAAAUGUAACAGGCUGAUAAUGCUUAACCUCAGUUGAAAGGAAGACAGUAUGGAUUUAGAGAGUCGUUGAAUGAAUGCACAGGAGCGUAAAUGUCACAUGGUUGUUGUGUUUGGGUAGGGUCUUAUAGUAAGACAACUAGGACUGUGUUCAUUUCCUGGCUAGCCUGGAAGUGCAUUCUGGGUACAGGUGUCUUCCGGACUGGUAAUAUUCAGUCAGGGCAGAGCUUCUCCCAGAAGCUUACCUAGGGGUUAGGGUGUCUAGAACCCCAGCUAUUGUCCUCAUCUACUCUCUCUGUCUCUCACUAUCCCCCUCACUCAGUACCCAUAAGAUCAUUCAAGGGUCAGUGAAGCAGAUGCAGUUUAAGAUGUUCCCAGCCCGCCGUGGCACACUUUAUGAUAUGUGACCUAUCAUGCUGCUGGUAACAAAUUCACCGACAGAUGGUCUUUCCCAGUCAAGCUGCUUUCAACCUAGUAACCGUGUAGGACCGCCUCUUCAUCACCUCUCCACGCAAUCCUGUCUGAUACUCAACCCGGAUUGACCGUUGGACAUAUCUUAUCCCUCACGCUAUUACAACACCAUCAGCAGCCAUUGAUGCAAGGCAAGAUGGAUCCAUGAUUGAUGUUGUUUAUGCCAAAUAAACAUUCAGACCCAACCCUCUGAAUGUUGCAGCAGAAAUCAAGACUCAUUAGACCAAGCAACUUUUUUUCUUUUUCCUCCAAUCCUAUAUUGUGCAAUGUUGGUGAGCCUGUGCGAAUUGUAGCCUCGGUUUCCUGUUCUUAGCUGACGGGAGGGGCACCCGGUGUGGUCUUCUGCAGCUAGAGCCCAUCUGCUUCAAGGUUCGACAUGUUGUGCGUUAAGAGAGGCUCUUCGGCACACCUCGGUUGUAACGAGUGGUUAUUUGAGUUACUGUUGCCUUUCUCUCAGCGCUAAGCAGUCCGACCAUUCUCCUCUGACCUCUGCCAUCAACAAGGCCUUUUCACCCAGAGAACUGCUGGUCACUGGAUAUUUUAACUUUUUCAAGCCGUUCUCUGCAAACCCUAGAGAUGGUUGUGUGUUAAAAUUCCAACCAGCCAGUCUGGCGCCAAAAACCAGGCCAUGUUCAAAGUCGCUUAAAACACCUUUGUUACCCCAUUUUGAUGCUGGGGUUGAACUUCAGAAGAUCGUCUUGACCAUGUCUCUACAUGCACAAAUGCAUUGAGUGGCUGCCACGCGAUCUGCUAAUUAGAUAUUUGCGUUAACUUGCAGUGAACAGGGUUACCUAAUAAAGUGGACGGUGAGUUGAGAUGAGUCUCAUAAGUCAGACAACAAUGUAAUUGUUGUAGAUGCUUUAAAACUGUUCAAGCAGAUCUUAAAAAUCACAGAAUGUCAAUUUGCUCUCAACAACAUUGUGCUUACGUGUGAAAUUAUACAACACUGCUUAUUGUAUCAGAAAAAACAUACUAUACGGAGAUCUUUAGUACCACUGAAAUGCUGUCAUGUGCUGAGGUUACAAGCCAGUGAGCAGUGAAAGAUGUUUGACAUGUCUUUUGGUAAACAUCAAUCUGCUUUUUUUUCUUUUAUUGUGAGUGAAAAUUUGCUACAUGAUGCAAAGUUUACCACAGGUGUAAGAAGGCACAGUUUUGUUAGUGCACAAAGCCAUUUCCUCUAUGAUGUCAUCAGUGCCUGUCUGCUAUUGGUCAUAGCUUGUUUGCUUCUGGUUUAGUUGCUUGCCCCUUGCAGUGCACUGAUGCCGCCGAGUAACAAUGCAGGAUGAAUUGGAAAACAAUCAUAAUUCUAGACAGUAUUGUUUUAUUUAUCAAGGUUGUAUAUACUUAAAUGUAUAGUGGGUAUUUGUCUCAAUUUUUAUAUGUCAUUUUGAGUUGAUCUAGCAGUAUAUUAUUAGCCGAGUGCCAUUUUCCUUUUUUUCUUCAGUCAUUAAGUAGUGUUUGAUUUAUAUCAGGUUUCUAUCAUUGCCAUGUAAUCAAGCUAAAAGGAAGUUAAUAAAAAUUGUUAAAACAA